AUGCCUCCACGCAACCGAUCAACAAGAGUCGCUUCAAGCGCACUGACUGGCAUCUCAAGAACAGCUACAAAGGCCAAAGUCAAGACCGAUACUCAGACUCCUCCGGUCAAACGACAGAAGCUCUCAGCACCCGACCCGUCUCCAGAAGGUAGACUUCCGGGUCCAUCUGAGCCGACCCAGCUCAUUCCUCCCACCCUAUCCUUCUCUUUGACCGAUGCUAUCUCUCAUCUGUCGAAAGUAGAUCCCCGUUUCGGUCUCUUCUUCGCACAUUUACCUUGCCGACCAUUUGUACAUCUCGAAGCGAUUGAUCCCUUCCGAACUCUGGUCACUUCCAUCAUUGGUCAACAGGUAUCUUGGCUGGCGGCAAGAGCCAUCAACAACCGAUUCAGAGCUUUGUAUGGUUUUGAUCCUGAAUGCAAAGAUGGGUUUCCGAGUCCUCAUCUCGUCGAGAAGGAGGAUGUAGCCAAGCUGAAGUCGGUCGGGCUCAGUACAAGAAAGGCGGAAUAUGUCAUAUCACUCGCUCAACAUUUUACAUCCGGCCAAUUAUCACACGAGCUUCUACACCACGGUUCGGAUGAAGAGAUUUCGAAAGCUCUUAUAGCUGUGCGAGGGAUCGGUCAAUGGACAGUGGAUAUGUUUUUGAUGUUCUCCCUGCGUCGACCAGACGUAUUGGCUGUGGGAGAUCUUGGUGUACAGAAAGGCUUAUUACGCUGGGCGUUAGCAGCGCAUGGUGCAUUGCCAAGAAAAACAUCUACUACUCCGAAGAAAGGCAAGAGUAAAGCUAAGGUGGUUGAACGAGCAGACGGUGAACUAGAUACAGUUGUACGAGCAGCGACCCCUGAUAGAGCAAUCAAGGAUACGUUCCCCCCAACUCCUUCCACACCCAACACUUCGCAUCAAGCUGUUUUACAUACCCCCGAUGAAACAACCAGUGCAGCUCAGAUACCUCCAACUCCCAAUUCUCCGGUUCCCGGUGAAGUAGCGCAGAUACCAGCUGGAACCCUGCCUCCACCGGCACCCGAGGAAAUGCUAAAACCUCUGAAUGAUAAUCCUGAUUGGGACCCACACACUGCCGUUCCUCUUCCCGAAGGCUUGUCGGUGGACAUUCUCAAGGCCAGGUUAGGAGGGAAGAAAGUAAAGGGAGGGAUGUACCUCACAACGAAAGAGAUGGAAGACCUGACGCAGGGCUGGAGACCGUACCGUUCAUUGGGAGUCUUCUACAUGUGGCCUGCAGCCGAAGAACAGUGA
This is a messenger RNA of Kwoniella mangroviensis CBS 8507, 1248 nucleotides long. RefSeq lists its product as uncharacterized. Gene Ontology annotation, cellular component: protein-DNA complex; nucleus. Gene Ontology annotation, molecular function: alkylated DNA binding; DNA-7-methylguanine glycosylase activity; DNA-3-methyladenine glycosylase activity. Gene Ontology annotation, biological process: base-excision repair, AP site formation; base-excision repair; DNA alkylation repair. The transcript has 3 exons. NCBI's taxonomy places the organism in Eukaryota, Fungi, Basidiomycota, Tremellomycetes, Tremellales, Cryptococcaceae. Bases 1 to 1248 code for a protein of 415 amino acids. The record is from RefSeq and is a predicted model, not a curated record.